Messenger RNA from Odocoileus virginianus texanus, 331 nucleotides. Lineage: Eukaryota; Metazoa; Chordata; Mammalia; Artiodactyla; Cervidae. The record is from RefSeq and is a predicted model, not a curated record.
GAGGUGCACAAACUCAUCGAGGGCAAGGCCCCCAUCAUCUCGGGGGUGACGAAAGCCAUCUCCUCACCCACCGUGUCACGGCUCACGGACACCACCAAGUUCACGGGCUCCCACAAGGAGCGCUUCGACCCAUCAGGCAGGGGCAAGGGCCGGGCGGGCCGCGUGGACCUGGUGGAUGAGUCGGGCUACGUGCCGGGCUACAAGCACGCGGGCACCUACGACCAGAAGGUGCAGGGGGGCAAGUAGCUGGCGGGGCCUCCCCUCGCCUGGCCCCCUCACCACCCCCACUUCGUUACAUUCCUGUGCUCACCGGCAGAACUCAGACCUGGGG